Serinus canaria (Common canary) is the source of this 1160-nucleotide messenger RNA. RefSeq lists its product as uncharacterized. Gene Ontology annotation, biological process: immunoglobulin production involved in immunoglobulin-mediated immune response; peptide antigen assembly with MHC class II protein complex; antigen processing and presentation of exogenous peptide antigen via MHC class II. Gene Ontology annotation, cellular component: MHC class II protein complex. The record is from RefSeq and is a predicted model, not a curated record. Gene Ontology annotation, molecular function: MHC class II protein complex binding. Lineage: Eukaryota; Metazoa; Chordata; Aves; Passeriformes; Fringillidae.
GAGUUUUUGUCCCAUUUGUCACCCGGAAAGACGCCGGGAGCAGCAGGGGGUGACAGCCACGGGUGACUGAGAUGACAAAGGGCUGGCUGCUGGCUUUGGCACAGCCCUGAAAUCGUUUAGGGGAGCGCAGGGGUGCAGGGCUCGGGUAAUUUGGGGUGCCGGGCGCUUUGCUUCUGGAUUUUCCUGCCCCUGCCCGCUGCUCCUGGGGCACAGAGAGGCGCCUGAGCAUGUCCCCUCAAAACCUCUCUGGGAAUCACCCCAGAGCCUUCAGCCCUCCUUGUGCCCGUCCCCGAGGCCUCUUAUCCGUUCCAGUGGCUCCCGUGGCUCUCUCAGUCCAUCCCAGUCCAUUCCCAGUCUCUCCCAGUGUCCUCCGCGUGUCCAUCUCAGCCGUGCUUGGUGUUGCCGCCCCUCAGCCAAUCAUAGCCCGGCUCUCUGAUGACUCAUCAGUUGCCAGGCUGACUUACAGCCCCCCAGUGCCCCGCUCUGCACUCCCCGGAGUCGCGCACGCCAUUCCCAGUUCCGCCAUUCCCAGUUCCUCUCCAGGUCUUCCCAGUGUCCACAAACUCCCUCCCAGUCCCUCUCAUCUCAUUCCCAGUACAAUACCAGUCCAUUCCAAGACCUUCUCAUUUCAUUCCGACACCUUCACCCUCGCUCUGUGCUCCGCAGUUCUCGCAGUGCUCUCCCAGUCCCUCUCAGUGCCGCACCAGCCCUCCGCUCUCUCUCCCAGUUCCCCCCAGCUGAUCCCAGUGUGUCCCCUCUCUCUCCCAGUGCCCCCCACUGUGUCCAUCUCAUUGGUGCCCUCGAGCUCCCAGCCCAGCCCUGGCCGCCUGCUCUGCUCCGUGAUGGAUUUCUACCCUGCCCACAUCCAGCUGAGGUGGUUCCAGGACCAGCAGGAGCUCUCAGACCACGUGGUGGCCACUGACGUGGUCCCCAACAGGGACUGGACCCACCAGCUCCUGGUGCUGCUGGAAACCGCCCCCAGUGCGGGGGUCACCUACACCUGCCAGGUGGAGCACGUCAGCCUGGGGCACCCCCUGAGCCGGCACUGGGAGAUGCUGUCGGACGCCCCCCACAGCAAGAUCCUGAUGGGGAUCGGGGGCUCCGUGUUGGGCAGUCUGCUGCUUGGGCUCGGCUUCUACCUGCGUAAGAAGAGCUCCUGA